UCCGAGCAGCGGGUGACAGAGGAGAGCAGCGGCUCUCCGCCUUCGCGGCCGUUUCAGCGUCCGUUUCUCACGAUGUGAGCGAGCGAAGCAGGAUUUAUUUCACCCUCAGCGGCUCCGGAUGGAGAGAGGAGGCGGCUGACCGCGGGACCCGGGAGGCGGCUGAAGGAGAGAGUGUGCAGCGGGAGGUGGAACCGCCGCAGUGCCGUGAGAGGAGCGCUGCGCUACACCGGAUGUUUCCGAUUACCUUCAAAAUAAAACACCGCAGCUGGAUUUCCAUUCAGUUCUUCUUCUUCCCGUCGAUUAAACUCUUAAAUGUGCAGCAGAUACUGUUAUCGGAGUAUCCUGCUUCGCCCCGACAGUGAUUUCUGCCCUCUCUUAUUCCCGCGGCUUUACGCCGUUUGACGGACGCGUUGUUUUAUUUUGAAGCGGAACGGGCCGCUGCGCGUGCCGUCGAGGCGGCGGCUUUACACCCGUGAAAAAGGGGGGUGAAGUUACAAAGCCUCGAGCCACAACAAGACUUCCCAGCAGGACCCGGACUCCUCCGCGGGGGCAUGAACGGGACCGGAGCCUGCUCGACUCCGGCGCCGGUGAAGCGGAGAGCUCGGCCGGUGAGGUUCGUCCCUGAAGACCGCCGCCGUGCGUCUGAUGCUGAGCAGCAGUGAGGAGCUCCAGUAGCUGGAGGAGGACGACCUACCCUGAUAGCCCCGCCCCCCCCCUCAGCUGGCAUCCAUGACGGGGCCCACCUCCCCCAGCCGGAGCAGCGCCUCCCCGGCCAAGCUGAGCCGCCACGGCCGCUCCAAGAGCAGCAGCUCGCACUGCCUGCUGCGCCUCGGCGCCCGGGACGAGUCCUCCGCCUCGCCGCGCUCGCCCGGCGACGAGGAGGAGAAGGACGGCGGCGUCCUGUUCUACGUCAACCGGGCCGGCUUCCCCAUCGAGGGCGCCACCUGGGAGAGGAUGUGGUCCCACGUGGGCGCCGUGCACCCCGAGGGCCCCGAGAUGGUGGACCGCAUCCGGAACGCCGCCUACCUGCCCAAGCAUCCCGUCCCCUCGAUUCCCACCUUCAAGCCGUCCAUGUCGGUCCCGGACUGGCUGGUCGCCGUGCAGAACUACAUGAAGGCUCUGCAGUACAAUCACACGGGAACGCAGUUCUUUGAGAUCAAGAAGAGCCGACCGCUGUGUGGGUUAAUGGAGACAGCAAGAGAGAUGAUCAGGGAGUCUCUGCCAAUCAAAUGUCUGGAGGCCGUCAUCCUGGGGAUCUACCUGACCAACGGCCUCACCUCGCUGGAGCGCUUCCCCAUCAGCUUCAAGACCCAGUUCUCGGGCCACUGCUUCCACCACGUGGUGCUGGGCGUCUACUGCAACGGCCGCUACGGCUCGCUGGGCAUGAGCCGGCGGCAGGACCUGAUGGACAAGCCGCUGAGCCACCGCACGCUGGGGGAGCUGGUGUCCGAGUUCGAGAGCUCCUACAGGAGAUACCAGCACACCCUGAAGAAGGUGAAGAUCGGCCUCUACGUGCCUCACGACCCCCACGUCUUCCAGCCAAUCGAGUGGAAGCACCUGGUGCUGAACGCCGCCCGCCUGGGAGCUCAGGAGAUGAGGAAGGAGCUGGAGAAGCACGGCCGGGACAUGAGGAUGAAGAUCCUGAAAUCCUCCAGCGCUCAGUCGCCAAUCAAAGAGCGGAGUCGGGGGAAGUCGCUGUCGCCACGGCGACGGCAGAGCAGCCCCCAGCGACGCUUCCCACAGCGCAGAGACAAAUCGCCGGCCUCAGUGGAAAGAAAACCUCCAGAACUCAGCACUCUGAAUGACGGCUACCAGAUCCGCAUCUGAUCCAGAUCCACAUGAGACCCGGAGGACCUGCAGUCCUCCUGAUCCAGAUCCACCCUGGUCCAGAGUCCAGAGGGCAGCUCCGCCCUGCAGGACCUGCUGGAUCUGCUCCCAGUAAACCUCCUGGUCUCUGAUUGGUCCAAACCGUCCCUCCCUUCCUGUCCUCCGUCUCCUCCAGACGUUCCUCGUCUUUCUUUUCCUUCUCUUCACAGAAGCACAGGAGAAAAACUCAAAGCGAUCAGCACAAAGAACCGAGCCGAGAGGUUUUGUCGUUUUCAUGAAGCGCCUCUUCCCCUUCGAGUCUGCUCCUCUCACGUUUCUCCUCAUGAGGGAUGUAAUUCCUCCUCUGAGCUGCGGGGGGCAGCAGAGAGUCGAUCCAGGAACUCAGAUUCUCUGUUUCCUUCGAUUUCUCUCAUCAAGACAUCAUUUCAUCUGAUUUCAACAUAUCAGCUUUAAAAUGUCCUGAUUACAGAUUCAAUCCCAAAAAUAUCUUUCGCCUCUUUUCUCUCCAGUCGUCGUCGCAACAUUUCAAAUCUCUUCUCAGAUUUCGGCUUUUGUUCUGAGAUUUUACCCUCAAACUCUUUGACUUUAUUCUUUAUUUGAAGUUUGAAAUCCUUUUUUUGUUUUUCC
Molecule: messenger RNA, 2454 nt
Organism: Salarias fasciatus (jewelled blenny)
Lineage: Eukaryota; Metazoa; Chordata; Actinopteri; Blenniiformes; Blenniidae
Gene: vash2
Product: vasohibin 2
Exons: 9
Coding region: 730-1827 (365 amino acids)
Biological process (GO): regulation of angiogenesis
Cellular component (GO): cytoplasm
Source: RefSeq, a predicted model, not a curated record